Argentina anserina (silverweed cinquefoil) is the source of this 1501-nucleotide messenger RNA. Its product is annotated as 2-oxoglutarate-Fe(II) type oxidoreductase hxnY. The transcript is spliced from 11 exons. The record is from RefSeq and is a predicted model, not a curated record. Bases 151 to 1164 code for a protein of 337 amino acids. Lineage: Eukaryota; Viridiplantae; Streptophyta; Magnoliopsida; Rosales; Rosaceae.
AACGGGCAUCAAGAACACUUUAACUUGCUGGAGCAAGAUAACUCUCAAGGUGAAAACUGAAAACUGAAAAGCUAUAUAUAGCUUCCACUCUCCACCCUCAAAUCUUUCACAGAAAACCAACAAUUCCCCGCAGCUCAAUUCACCUGAAAAAUGGAUAACGGAAUCAAGCACGGUGCUGAAGUCAUAUCAGUAUCGUCUCUCAACUGUAUUGAUCUCUUCAGCACAGACACGAACCAAUCCGUCUCUCUACUCAAACAGGCCUGUUUGGAUUGCGGUUUCUUCUACGUGGUAAAUCAUGGGAUAAGUGAGCAAUUCAUGGACGAGGUCUUUUCACAGAGCAGGAGGAUGUUCGGUUUACCGUUGGGUGAAAAAAUGAAGCUCUUGAGGAACAAGAAGCACAGGGGUUAUACUCCUGUUCUUGAUGAGCAUCUGGACCAUGAAAACCAAGUUCAUGUAGGAGAUUACAAGGAGGGGUAUUACAUAGGAGUUGAGGUAGCUGAAGAUGACCCAAAAUCGGAAAGACCAUUUUACGGUCCUAAUGUUUGGCCUGCUCCAGAUAUCUUACCUGGGUGGAGGGAGACCAUGGAAGAAUUUCAAAGACAAGCCUUAGAGGUGGGUAAAGCGGUUGCUAGGCUCAUAGCCCUUGCUCUUGACCUAGAUGUUCAUUUCUUUGAUAAGCAAGAGAUGCUUGGUGAGGCUAUUGCGAUAUUCCGCUUACUGCACUAUGAAGGAAAAGUUUCUGAUCCAUCAAAUGGAAUUUUUGGAGCGGGAGCUCAUUCUGACUAUGGUCUCAUUACCCUCUUGGCAACCGAUGAUGUCUUAGGUCUCCAAAUAGGCAAGGAUAAGGAUGCCAAACCUCAAUUAUGGGAAUAUGUAGCACCGGUUAAAGGAGCAUUUAUAGUGAAUCUUGGCGACAUGCUAGAACGCUGGAGCAACUGUAAAUUCAAGUCCACAUUGCAUAGAGUCGUAGGGAACGGUCAAGAGAGAUACUCUAUUGCUUACUUCAUAGAACCUAGUCAUGAUUGUCUUGUGGAGUGCUUGCCUACCUGCAAGUCAGAAAACAACCCUCCCAAGUUUCCUCCAAUCUUAUGUCACACUUACCUGAGCCAGCGCUAUAGUGAUACUCAUACUGACCAGACUACUUACAAAGAAAUUAAAAAGUAAGUAUGCAACUCGUUUGCAAAUCAAGAUGAAUCUCUUUUAUUAGAUAGCUAGCAUAGUAGUUGGUCAGGGAGCGAGAUGCCUUUCUGACCCUCUGUAAAUUCAGUGUUAUGUUUUCAUAUCCUUCCAUUCGAUGGCAAGAUGUUUUGCAACUUGAAGAAACAAUAAAGGGAAUAAGCUCUUGCAGUCUUUUCAUGUAUACUUUAUGAAAUAGAGAUUCCUAUAUGUAAACAAUAUUAACCCUCCAGCUCUUGUAGUGAGAUAAUUUUCAAUGGUGGAACUGGAAUCUCCUCUUUUGUCACUUUUGCUUUUCAACAAUUUUCGGAGAUGGAAAAGGUUA